UAGGUAUGGCCCCACCGCUGGCUGCAGUCAGCAGAGCCUGGAGACAGAGGAGACCUAAACCUCCUCCCUUCCCAGCCGCCCUCCACCUGCUCCCACCAUGAAGCAGGAAAUACUGACCCUGGGCUUCGCUCGAGCCAUCUUUGUCGAGUUCCUUUCCACGCUCAUCUUUGUCUUCAUCGGCCUGGGCUCAGCGCUGAAGUGGCCGUCCGCCCUGCCCAGCAUCCUCCAGAUCGCGCUGGCCUUCGGCUUGGCCAUCGCCACCAUGGUCCAGGCGUUCGGCCACAUCAGCGGCGCCCACAUCAACCCCGCGGUGACCAUCGCCUUCUUCGUCGGGAACCAGAUCUCCAUCCUCCGCACCAUCUUCUACGUGAUCGCCCAGCUGGUCGGGGCCAUUGCCGGGGCUGGCAUCCUCUACGGCGUGACGCCGGUCAACACCCGUGGCAACCUGGCCAUCAACGCGCUCAACAACAACACGACCGCGGGCCAGGCCCUGGUGGUGGAGAUCAUCCUCACCUUCCAGCUGGCCAUGUGCAUCUUCGCAUCCACCGACAACCGCAGGACCGGCGUGGGCUCCCCCUCGCUGUCCAUCGGCCUCUCCGUCGCCGUGGGCCACCUGGUGGGGAUCUACUUCACCGGUUGCUCCAUGAACCCAGCCCGGUCCUUCGGGCCUGCGGUGGUGGUGGGCAAGUUCAGCUCAGCGCACUGGGUGUUCUGGGUCGGACCCAUCCUCGGGGCUUGCUUGGCCUCCAUCCUCUACUUCUACAUCCUGGUGCCCUACUGCAUGAACUCCUCGGACAGGAUCGCCAUCGUCAAGGGCACCUACGAGUCGGAGGAGGAGUGGGAAGAGCAGCGGAAGAAGUCCAUGGAGCUGACCGCACCGUAGGAGCGGCCGCAGAACUCCAAGCAGAAGGCGGGGACGCCCCACACAUGGGCUCAUGUGUGCGCCAGCGCCGGCAACAGCCACAUCCAGCCACUGUAGACUCUUAAGCAAAAGUCUUUCACUCAAAGACCACCCGUGACUAAGAAAGAAAGGUGUAUCGCAGCGUCUGUGUCUCUAAUCCCUCUCUGAGUGCGAGCGCUAGAACCUCUCCUAGCUAAACCGCAGCCAGCUAAGGCCAGCGCAGGAGGCUCAGCCCCGGGCAGCCCCUCAGCGCUGGCUUUACAGCCUCUCGGUUGCACCCCUGCCCUCCUAGGCGUGAGUUUUGCACGUUUUGCGGUGCACGCAGGAUUUCACCCCCGCCCCCGAGGGCCAGGGAUGGAAACACCCUGCAGGUACCAGCGAAGAGGAACCAACUGCUUUUGGGCAAACGUCCCCCGCUUUCUCCCCGCCACAGGGCCCGUGCUGCUCGUAGAUGCUCUUCACGCAUUAGCUAGUGCUGGGGAGUCCUAUUUAUUCGUGGCUGCAGAAAGAACGUGAUUUUUUCAUUUUGUGUUGAGAUCUUUGUAAUAUAGUGCGUUAUUUAUUGUGAAUAAAGGAAAUUUUAAAACA
Columba livia (rock pigeon) is the source of this 1489-nucleotide messenger RNA. RefSeq names its product aquaporin 5 (gene AQP5). Gene Ontology annotation, cellular component: plasma membrane; apical plasma membrane. Gene Ontology annotation, biological process: carbon dioxide transport; transmembrane transport; water transport. Gene Ontology annotation, molecular function: water channel activity. The transcript has 4 exons. The record is from RefSeq and is a predicted model, not a curated record. Bases 98 to 883 code for a protein of 261 amino acids. Lineage: Eukaryota; Metazoa; Chordata; Aves; Columbiformes; Columbidae.